AUGGUCCUGCUCAAGUCAGAGAGUGUCAUUGCCACUCAAAAGAUUGAUCCUGCUCGCGCUUCCCGCCUCUUGAAAGUGUUCAGAGAUGUCACUAAAGGUGGCAAAGCAAUUUACACGGCAGUCGAGGCACGUCUGUUCCUCGAGGCAGUUCGAACGAACACCUCUCCCGCUGCCUGCCUGGAGAUCAUCACGGCUAGUGAGGUUGCACGCAAUGCCAUCAGCAACAGCAUCCGGAUCGAUUCGUCAAUCUCUUUCAUGAGGGCACACGUUAUACCAUUCAUUGCCUAUUUGAGCGACCCCGGACUGAAGAUGAUGUACGGUGGGCAGCUUCUUCACCAAGUCCUACUCAUCAUCGCCUACCCACCAGCCCUCUGGGGAAAACUCCUGAGCGCUUUCCGAGAGUCUCAACUUACCGAAGACGAGCUUCAAGUCUUUGCGUGGCUCUGCAUCGAGCUUUCCGGUCUCUCUGACAGCAUAAUCGAUACCAUCGUAGAGGACAUCACGAACGCCUUGGACGAGAAGCCGUUUUGCGAGGCUCGGAACCAUGGGACUCGUGACCUCGUCUACAGGAUCAGAAAAGUACUCGCUCUCAGAUCGUCUUCUGGCGAUGAGAACCUCGAGGCAGCCGGAGGCCGCCAUGACAAUGACUUUUCGAGCUUUCGAGAUAUCUCAAUCUUUCCAACGAGUGACGAGUUCUACUCCAAUGCCAAACCUUUCUAUCGAAUGGCAGCCGAGGUUGCUGCCGCAGGUCAGGUUCAGCGACCGCGUGUUCAUCUGGAUAACCAGUUUCGCCUUCUUCGUGAAGACAUGCUGGGCGAACUCCGUGAUGAUUUUAAAGUAGCUAUGGGAAGAAAGAAGAGCAAGAAGAGGGCCCAGAUACUCUCAGGAUUGUUGCCUGUUGGCAUUGACACCGGCGAUGAUAGGCGAAGCCGUGCUUGUGCGGUCGCGCUUACAUGCCUCGGGGGACUGGAGAUCAUAAAGAAGCUAUCACCGGCCAAAUGCAAGGCCUUCUUUGAUGACCACAGAAAUUUCCUUCGACACCAGUCUUUCGGCGCUUUAUGUGGUGAAGACCAUAUUGUCGCGUUCGCAUUCCUGCUACGGGACGUGGACCAAUUGUCGAAGAAGCCCCCCAUCGUCACCCUGCAAUUCACUGAUAGUGAAGCUACUGCAAGAGCUUUGCAGGCACUUACACCGUCAAACAAUCUCAGGUUCGUUCUUGUAGAUACUCCGGUGUUUGCCUACCAACCCGUUCUGGAGUGUCUUCAGGAAAUAACAGAGUUGCCUCUCGCAGAGAGGCUUCUGAGACUCCCAAACGAUGAGAAAAGUCAACCACAAGACUUGCUUCAGCAAACUUCUUACGUCCAACAAUAUGUGAGAAGGUUGGAAGAGAUGAUGAAAAGUGGAACACGCUGCCUUUCCUUGGGCACGCAGACUUUCCGACUCGAUGAUUCUCAACUUCAAUCGUUGCUGCAUGCGUUACAGAGCCCUUUGGCACUCAUCCAAGGCCCUCCUGGAACUGGAAAGUCAUUCGUUGGCGCCUUGGCAGCUAAGAUACUGCUGGGAGAUCCGGAAAAGCGAAUUUUGGUGCUGAGCUACACCAACCAUGCCCUAGAUCAGUUCCUCGAGGAUCUGAUGAAAAUUGGCAUUUCAUCCGGUGAUAUGGUGCGCUUAGGAUCGAAGUCAAAGGAAUCAACUUCAGCCCUGUCACUGGAGAAGCAAUUGCGAAGUUACGCCUACCGUCGAAAUAAUGCAACGUGGGAACACAUCAACGGCAUGAAAACAGAGAUGGAUGAAGUUCGAAGAGAGAUGGGGUCGGCAUGCGACCUUCUCGUCCGGGACAAGGUUGGUUCUUUGGAGCUCUUGAGCUUUCUCGAGUUCUCCGACGAUGACCAGCUAUUUUAUGAAGCUUUUCUCUUACCCGAGCAAGACAGAGGCUUCCGGAUCGCAGGCAAAAGUAACAGAGCCAUGGGUCCCGACUAUCUGCUGGGCCGGUGGAUUACGGGACAAGAUGCCGGUGAACUCCGUCACUUCGUCUCGUCUGGAAGCCACGAUAUCUGGUACUUGUCAAUGGCUCAGAAAUCUGCACAUAUCCAACGGUGGGUCGAGUGCAUUCGCAAGGAACGAAUCGAAGCAGUCCAGAAUCUCAUCAAGAGAUUCAAUGAAGCCCAGGAGCAAGUGGACAGGCUGUUCAGAGAGUCCAAAUGCUCCUUUAUGCAAACGAAGAGAGUCGUCGGAUGUACAACAACCGCGGCUGCCAUGUACAAGUCGCUGAUCAAGGCUGCAAAUCCCGAUGUCGUUUUGGUUGAAGAGGCUGGUGAAAUCCUCGAGGCUCACGUUUUGACUGCUUUGCACAGCGACACAAAGCAGCUCCUACUAAUCGGAGACCAUAAACAACUGCGACCCAAGAUCAACAACUAUGCUCUAAGCGUCGAAAAAGGAGACGGCUUCGAUCUCAAUCGCUCGCUCUUUGAACGACUGAUUCUCCAGGGACACGACCACGUCACACUCCAAAAGCAGCAUCGCAUGCAUCCCGAUAUCUCGGAUCUUGUCCGGAAGAUGACAUACCCGGAUCUAUUGGACGGUGACAAGACCAAGGAUCGGAAGCCUCCCAAGGGAUUUCAGGGAAGAGUCAGCUUCGUCAACCACAGCCACCCAGAAGACCUGGCCGGCGAUAUUACCGAUCGCCGCGACGUUGGUGUCGUCUCUAGUAAGAGUAAUCUUUAUGAAGCGCGAAUGGUUCUGAAGCUAGUCAAAUACCUUGGGCAGCAAGGAUAUCGCACUGAAAACCUCGUCAUUCUCACGCCAUAUCUGGGACAAUUGCGCCUACUCGGAGAAAUCUUGAGCUCCGAGAAUGACCCUUGGCUCAAUGAUUUAGAUUCGUUUGAGCUCAUUCGCGCGGGACUCAUGACUGCUGCCGCCGGGAAAGUGCACGACGGAUCAGGAUCAGGAAGAAUCAAACUUUCGACUAUCGAUAACUACCAGGGCGAAGAGAGCGACAUCGUCAUUGUUUCUCUGACCCGGAGCAACAAUAAUGGCGACAUCGGAUUCAUGAAAGCGCCUGAGCGGCUCAAUGUUCUAUGUUCUCGUGCGAGAGAGUGUCUCAUUCUCUUCGGCAAUAUGGAAACCUUCAUGGCAUCUGGGCACGGAAAAGCAGUCUGGUUGCCUUUCUUCGCCUUACUGAAGGAGAAGAAUUAUCUACAUGAUGGAUUCGCAAUCAGCUGCCAACAGCACACUGGCAGGACCGCAUUGCUCAAAGAACCGGACGACUUCGAUAUGAAGUGUCCUGAAGGUGGCUGCGACGAAGCUUGUAACGUCAUGUUGUCUUGCAACAUACAUAAGUGCCUUCGCCGGUGCCAUAGACUCAUGGAUCAUAGCAAGAUCAGUUGUCACACAAAGGUCGCAAAACACUGCGACAGGGGACAUAUGUACAGCGUUGACUGCAACAACCGAACUCAAAAAUGCGUCGAAUGCUUCAAGGAGGAUGAGAAUAGUCGGAGGCGCUUGAAGCGCGACUUGCAGAUGGAAGUGGAUCGCGAUGUGGCACAGAAGAGAUACGCUCAAGAUCUACAAAAGGUAGAAGACGACUUGGAUCUUCAGAGGAGACUGAUAAUGAAUGAACAAGAGGACCUCGAGCAGAACAGGACUCUGAAAGAACGCAGAGAAGAACUCAGAGCUCUGCAGCAGACGAGAGCUCGUGCUGAGAUGGUUAAGGCUGCCAGAGAAGCUCCCAAGAGAGUUCCGGGUGCUUUUCCAGAUGAACGAAAACCUACAGCGAGCCCAGCCCCAAAACCCGGAAGCGCAGAGGAAGAGUGGCUGAAUUUGAAGUCGAAAUUCGGUGCUAGCAGCAGUGCCAUGGAUCAACUCAUGAAGAUGAUCGGGCUCGAGAGCAUUAAAGAGGAGUUCCUCUCCAUCAAGUCCAAAGUCGACACGGCGGCGAGACAGAGGAUUUCAUUGUCGACGGAGAGGUUUGGCUGCUCCCUCUUGGGGAACCCCGGAACAGGCAAAACUACCGUAGCACGGAUCUUUGCCCAAUUUUUGGUGUCGGUGGGCGUCAUAGCUGGCAGUCGCUUCGAAGAGACGUCUGGAUCGAAACUAGCAUCUCUAGGUGUGCCUGGCUGCCAGAAGCUGUUAGAUGACAUUUUGAAUGACGGCGGUGGUGUGAUCUUUAUUGACGAAGCAUAUCAACUAUCCUCAGGCAAUAGUCCCGGUGGCCGCGCAGUCCUUGAUCUCCUGCUCGCGGAAGUUGAGAACCUUACCGGCAAGAUUGUCUUCGUUCUCGCUGGGUACAACGAACUGAUGGAGUCUUUCUUCGCGCACAACACUGGGUUUCCAAGUCGGUUUCCGAUUACGAUGAAGUUUGACGACUACGAUGAUGACGAGCUUCUGAAGAUCCUUCAGUUCCAGAUUGACAAUAAGUACGGAUGCCGCAUGAAGUGGGAAGAUGAUCUCUAUCUCCGCAUCGCCUGUCGUAGACUUGGACGAGGGCGCGGAAAGGAAGGGUUUGGCAAUGCGCGAGCAAUUGAAAAUCUCCUUUCCAUUGUCUCCAGCCGGCAGGCCAAUCGAAUUCGGAAGGCUCAUCGAAGGGGCGCGAACCCGGACGAUCUCCUGUUCACAAUGGAGGAUUUGGUCGGACCUGAACCUUCAGUUGCCCUCGAGCACAGCAAAGCUUGGGGGAAAUUACAGACCUUGAUCGGCCUUAGUUCAGUCAAAGAAUCAGUUCGAGCCUUGAUCGAUAGCAUCCAGACCAACUAUGUUCGCGAGCUGGCGGAAGAACCCAUCAUCGAGUAUACGCUCAAUAAAGUCUUUCUCGGUUCGCCAGGAACGGGAAAGACCACUGUCGCCAAGCUGUACGCCCAGAUCCUUGUUGACUUAGGUCUGUUAUCGAAUGGAGAGGUGAUUGUCAAAAGUCCGGCGGACUUCACGGGUGCUGUACUAGGAGGCUCCGAGGCCCAGACCAAAGGCAUAUUAGCGUCGACCGUCGGUAAGGUUCUCGUCAUUGACGAGGCUUACGGAUUAUACGGGGGCAGUAACUCAGCUUGGGGAGGUUCUGACCCCUACAAAACUGCCGUAGUAGACACCAUUGUUGCUGAGGUCCAAAGUGUUCCAGGAGAAGAUCGAUGUGUUCUUCUUCUGGGUUAUAAGGACCAGAUGGAGGAGAUGAUGCAGAACGUCAACCCGGGCUUAAGUCGACGAUUUCCAUUGUCGUCAGCCUUUAUCUUCGAAGACUUCGAGAAGGCAGACAUGCGGAAGAUCUUGGACCUCAAACUCAAGUUACAAGGAUUUUCCGCUACUGAUCAGGCCAAGCAAGUCGCCUCAGAGAUGCUCGAGAGGGCCCGCAACCGACCAAACUUUGGCAAUGCAGGAGAAGUGGACAUUCUCCUGAACGAGGCAAAGGCACGUCAUCAGCGACGACUGACAGCUAAAGAAAGCCAUCACGUCUCUACCCUCGAAGCUCUGGACUUUGACCACGACUUUGACCGCGCAGAUCGGGCUCAGACCAAUGUUGCCAAACUCUUCGAGGGGACCGUUGGUUGCGAGAAGAUUGUCGCCACCCUUGAGGGAUACCAGGAGACUGUACGUUGUAUGAAGGCACUGAAUAUGGACCCUAAGGAUAGUAUUCCUUUCAACUUCAUCUUCCGCGGCCCUCCAGGUACGGGCAAGACCUCAACAGCGAGAAAGACGGGCAAAGUCUUCUACGAUAUGGGGUUCUUGGCCAAGGCAGAAGUUAUUGACUGCUCUGCAUCUGAUCUCAUCGGCGAAUACAUCGGCCAGACCGGCCCUAAAGUGCAGCAACUCCUGGAAAAGGCUCUUGGAAAAGUACUGUUUGUCGAUGAAGCUUACCGUCUUGCGGAAGGACAAUUUGCCAAAGAGGCAGUUGAUGAGGUUGUCGAUUCGGUGACGAAGGACAAGUACAAGAAUCGCCUUGUAAUAAUCCUAGCUGGAUACGACGAGGACAUCAAUCGGCUACUUUCAGUCAACCCGGGAAUGUCAAGUCGGUUCCCAGAAGUCAUCGACUUCCACAGCCUUAGCCCCGAGAGUUGCUACGAGCUUCUGCUGCAGAUUCUAGAUAAGCAGAAGCGAACUCUUCACAGUAAGAAUUCAUCUAAUAAUCUCGUAAUGGAUUGUAUAUCGAAUCCAUCGCCCGAUUUCAAGAGGGAAAUUGUCGCUACGUUUCACAAACUCACUACAACCGCCGGAUGGGCUAGCGCCCGAGAUGUGGAAAGCCUUGCCAAGUCGAUUGUUAGCAUCGCGAUCAAGUCUUGCCGAGACCGACGGGUGACAAUCGACGAAGAUCUUGUAAAGCAAGAAUUCUCCAAGAUGCUCGAUGAGCGCGAAAGCCGGGAGAAGCAGGCAGGGACCAUGCGUGGCGUGCCCAAUCUCGAGCGAAUAUUCCAGCAGAUGUCAUUACCCCCUCGAACACAAAGCAUGCAACCAACAGCUUAUGCAAAAACCGCCCCCGAAGCGACUGAAGAGGGAGCAGAAUCAACGCCUCCCGAGUGUCCAGUGGUGGAAGUCAGUGAUGAGAGUCGAGUAGCAAAACGCGACGCCGGUGUCAGCGAUGAGGUCUGGGAACAAUUGGAGAGGGACAAGAGGGCUCAAGAGGAAAAGGAUGCCAAGUACCGAGAAAUGCUCGAGAAGAAGCGCAAAGCAGUGGGGGCUGCCAGGGACGCAAUUCUCAAGGAGCUCAUUGAGGAAGAAGAGCGACGGAAGAAAGAAGAAGAGCAGCGCAAGAAAGCCGCGAUGAUGGGCCGAUGCCCCAUGAAUUUUGAGUGGAUCAAGCAGAGUACGGGGUUCCGGUGUGCGGGAGGUUCACAUUUCAUCUCUGAUGAGGAUAUUCCCAUACUGGAUUCCAUGUCUGGAUCCUUGGACUAA
This is a messenger RNA of Colletotrichum lupini, 6873 nucleotides long. RefSeq names its product ATPase. Gene Ontology annotation, molecular function: ATP hydrolysis activity; helicase activity; ATP binding. The coding region runs from base 1 to 6873 and encodes 2290 amino acids. The record is from RefSeq and is a predicted model, not a curated record. Lineage: Eukaryota; Fungi; Ascomycota; Sordariomycetes; Glomerellales; Glomerellaceae. The transcript has 7 exons.